Molecule: messenger RNA, 4663 nt
Organism: Apis laboriosa (Himalayan honeybee)
Lineage: Eukaryota; Metazoa; Arthropoda; Insecta; Hymenoptera; Apidae
Product: GATA zinc finger domain-containing protein 7-like
Exons: 6
Coding region: 360-4547 (1395 amino acids)
Biological process (GO): negative regulation of transcription by RNA polymerase II
Cellular component (GO): PRC1 complex
Molecular function (GO): promoter-specific chromatin binding
Source: RefSeq, a predicted model, not a curated record
UGGGAACAUUCCUAAUAUAGUCUUGGGACACGAAAUGCGAUAUAUGAUACAUUAAUCGAUUCUUCUUGACGAGUAGAUAAUGAAAUUCUAAAACUUUUUUUGGAAAAAUAUAUUUUUUUCUGUAAGAAACAAAAAAUUAAAAAGUUAACCUAUAUGUUCAUACGUAGUCAUAAAGAAUCAGAUAACAUUCUCUGUGUUGGAAGAGAUUUGCUUUUGCUGGACUUACUCAGUUUUUUAAUGAAUUUCUCAUUAUGAGGAUUCAUGAAAUAUCAUCUCGAGUUCUGAUCCAACUUUCCUGACUUCUUUAAUCAAAUGGCAAUUAUUAGAUAAAACAAAAAAUUUUCUCGCCAUUUAACACGAUGUCAGGUCAGAGUGGAGGGUAUCGUUUACGGUUAUCUAAACUCAACGAUCAGCUGACAUGUAAAUUAUGCGGUGGAUAUUUCAUUGAUGCAACUACCAUUAUAGAGUGUUUACAUUCGUUUUGCAGGAGCUGUAUCGUCAAGUAUCUGGAGAACAAUAAAUAUUGUCCAAUAUGUGAGGUACAAGUGCAUAAAAGUAAACCAUUACUCAAUAUUCGUCCAGACCAUACUUUGCAAGACAUUGUAUAUAAAUUGGUACCUGGAUGUUACCAAAAUGAAAUGAGAUGUAGAAGAGAAUUUUAUUCGAAACAUCCUGAAGCAUGUACUCAAGCAACAUCUCCAGAGGCAAGAGGAGAACCAAUUGAAUCACAUAUAUAUUCUCCAGAUGAAUCUCUUAGUUUAUCAUUAGAAUACUUUAGUCCUUCCAAGGAUGUUAAAGGAAUAGCUGUAAAACCUUUGUUAAGGCGGUAUUUACGUUGUCCUGCUGCAGUAACUAUUUUUCAUUUACAAAAACUUAUACGAGCUAAGUAUGGCUUAACUGAUGCACAUCGAGUGGAUAUUAUGUAUAAAGAGGAACCAUUAUGUAGUAAUUAUACAUUAAUGGAUGUGAUGUAUAUUUAUCAUUGGAGGCGAAAAGUGCCAUUGCAUUUAAGUUACAGAAUAUUUGAAUCUUCUCCAAAACGAAUAAAACUUUCAGAAGACAAUGUCAAUUACAAAACUUCUUUAUUCCAUGCUGGAAUCGAUUCUAUUGAAUCAAAAGAAGAAAAAUCAACAAAAAGAGAAUGGAAAGAAGUACAGUUAAAAAUUUCUGAAACUGGUAUAAUGAGUAUUACAGAUAUAACGGACCAACAAUUUAAAAAGAAUACAAGAGUUGAAGAACCUAUUACUAGUGUUGAAAUAAAUACAUCAAUAAUUGAAGAAAAUGGUGAUAGAAAUAAAAUAUCUGAAGUCAGUAAAGAAAAUAAACACUCUUCAGAUAACCAAGUUAUUAAUGAAUCUGAUAUUUCUUUCAAAUUAAAUGAAUUUGAUGACCAAAACAGUUUUAAUCAAAUAGAAUCUAUAAAAACGUCGACAAAAGAAAUAGAAAAUAUGAUAAAUUCUAAACAUGAAGAAGAAUCGAAAAAUCAAUCGAAUAAUAAUAAUAUCGAAGAUCAAAUAAUUUUGCAAAAAAAUCAUUUGCAAGAAACGACACAAUAUAUAAAUGAACAUGAAAUUAAAAACAAUAAUAUUGAAAAUAAAGAUCAAAAAGAAUCAUCAAAAAAUAAUAAUAAUAUUCUUACAGAAAAAGUAGAAACUUCUAAGCAAAAUUCAAGAAAUGAAGUAAAAUUUGUAAAUACGGGAUCAAAAAUCAAUGCUUUAAGUGUAAAAUUGCAAUUUCAACCGAAAAGUGGACAAAUUAGCAGUAGUAAUGCUUCUUCAAAGAAAAUUACAAAAGAUAAAAAAAUUAUAUCACAAUUGUCUAAAAAGGCAGACAUAAAAAUUACUGAAAACUUAAAAACUACAGAAUUAAAAAAUUUUGAUAUUUCAAAAGAACAAGUUAUAACAAAUAAUUGUGAAGUUACAAUAAAUAAAUCGUUAGUUCCAUAUUGUACUAAAAUCAUAUCACAAAAACCAGUAUCUGAAUUACAGGAUAGUGUAGAACCUAUUUUAUCAACUUGUUUAAAUACCUCAAUUAAUUCUGAAAUAAAAGAAAUGGAAACAAAUGUAAAAAAUGUGCAAUCAAUUGAUCAGAAGGAAGAACAUUCUCAAGGAGAAAAUACUUUAGAAAAAAAACCAAGUAUAUCAGAUCAAAAUUUAACUGAAUCUUGUCAAAAAACAAAUGAACAAACAAAUACUCUUUCUCAAAAAUCACCAUAUACCCAGAUUGAACCAUUACCAAAUAAUAAUACCGCAUCUUUAAAUCUUUCAACAUCUCUAUCUAUAUCUGCUGGCAAUGGAGUUAAUUCAGUUUCUACAUCAACGAUAAGUCAAUCUCCAUCUACAUUUCCUUAUACAGUUCAGGAUUUAGUAAAUAGUACAAUGUUAAAACAUUCUUUCAAAAGUUUAACGACAUCAACAACUCAAAAAUUAUCUGCUACAGUUUCUACAAAUGAAAUAUCUACAUCUUCAGUAUCUACAUCAGAAAGUCCUUCAACAUUUGCUGUACCUUCUAUGAACGUUUCUUCUGCUUUAAAAAAUAAUUAUCCAAGUACAAGUACAAGUACUUCAAAAGAAUCCAUUACAAAAGCAAAUUUAGAAAUAUCUAAUACAUAUUCAGUGCCUCCUUGCCCUGAUGCUAUUCCAAUUUCUUUAAUGAAACCAACAAUACGUAAAAAUGAAUUAAUUACGAAAGGUUCUAAUUUAAAUGAAAUUUGUGCAAAAAUUGGAGCUUCAGGUUCAAAAAUUAAUGAUAUUUGUGCUAAAAUUGGAGAAAAUUCUAAAGAAAAAAACAAAACAGAAGCAAAAAGUAAAUCUGAUAUUCCAGAUUUAUUAAAAAUUGGUAGAAAAAAUGGUUCACCCGCAAUUACUAUUGAUUCUACUAAUAAGCAUCAGCAACAUACAAAUAUUCCAAAUGUACCCAUUUAUUCACCUAGUAGCAAUGCAAUCACAACAGAAAAUAAAAAUAUUUAUUCAAAUGUAAAAGAUAGUGUUAGAGCUACUUCAUCAGUAACUACUUCUUUAAUAGUAACAUCGCAUUCUUUACAAAAAGUUCUUUCUGUCUCAAAAAAGCAAAGUCAAGCAAUGGGUUAUAAGACUCUUCGUGAUCCUCCAAGAUGCUGGAAUCCUACACUUUCCAAAAACAAUUAUGUAGCAGUUAAAAAUCAAAGUAAAGAAACGCAAAAUCAAUUACAUCAAACUGUACUUUUUGAAAGAAGUAAAACAAUUCAAUCUAAACCUGCUAAGAUUUUUAAAAGAAACAUGUUAAGAUAUUUAGGCAAUCCUGCUUCUGGAGUGAAACCAAUAUAUGGUAUUGGUAAUGAAUGUAAAGAAAAAGAACAAUCAACAAUGACAUCAACAACAACUACAAAUACAUCUAGUAAUUCCAAAAAUGGAAAUUUGAGUAUGAUGAAGAUAGAUCCUAAAACUUUAUCUCCAAUUGUUUCAACAGUUAAUUCACCUAUUGUUUCACCACCUCCAUAUUCUCCUAGUGCAAGGAAUUAUUCAAAUCCUCCAUUCUCAAGAGAUAUUUGUAGAAGUACUGGUUCAUCAAUAUCUCCUAAAAAUUCUCCAGUAAAUAUGCUUUCUACGAGUCCUUUUAUACCCUCUCCAACACCAAAUAUGAAUCCCGGAUUAAUUUAUCCUCAUUUUCCACCACCAUUCCCAGAUACUAAUAGAUUUCCAAAUCCUUUGAUACGUUCACCAAUAGGAAUUCCAUCUCCUAGUGCCUUCCAUAGUAAUUUACCUCCUUCAAUUAAUAAAUUAUAUCAACGAUCUAGUUAUAUUCCACAAACUACUGGUUUUUCUCCUGUUUCACAACCUCCAACAGUUCAGAGAAUACCACCAAGCACUUAUUCUUCACCCAAAUCACCUAAAACUACCUCUUUAACAGCAAUUUCUCCUGCAUCAUACAACUUGGUCAAAUCUGAAACACAAACAAUUGCAACAUCUCUUGAGACUAAUAAUCUGCUUCUUCCAGAAAAUACAUCACAGGAAGAUGUCAGUGCAUUUAAUUUGUCUAAGACUGGAAAUUUUUGUAAUACAGAGACUGUUAAAAUAUCAACAGAAACAGUUCGAAAUUCUAAAUCAACUUCACUUUCUCCAAGUUCAAGUAUUGGACAGAAUAAAAACACAUUGAUUAUUAAUUCGAAGAAUAAAUUAGAAACAUCUUUAUUAGGUACUGGCGAUCAAGAUCAAAAUAAAGAACGAUUGGAAAAAGAAGUUACAAAAUGUAAAGAACAAAAUUUAUAUCUUUCAAAAGGACAAAAUUCAGAAAAAGGUCGAUUGGAUGAAAAUACUGACAAUGUAAAUACAAAGAAAGAAAAAUCAAUUUCUCAAAUUAAUGGAGAUCUCAUCAGUGAAAAUAAAAACGAAAUAGCAAUUGAUAAAGUUACAGAACAACAAAAUGAAAAAAAUGACACAAAGACGGUACAAAUAUCGGAAAAAAUUAUUGAAAAAGAAGAAAUAGAAGAACCCAAAAAUGAGAAGUGUGACAAAACCGAGGAACAACAGAACAAUUCUGAGACUCAAAAUAACAAAGCAAAAACAUAAAUUUUGUAUUAAACAAUUAUAUAUAUACAAAUUUAUGUUUUUGUAUUAAAAUAUUUGGAUAUUUUAUUUCAGAUAAAACAUUUUAUCAAAUUGUAAUUCUUUAUAUUUCCGAUAAA